Molecule: messenger RNA, 1521 nt
Organism: Platichthys flesus (European flounder)
Lineage: Eukaryota; Metazoa; Chordata; Actinopteri; Pleuronectiformes; Pleuronectidae
Gene: dhdh.1
Product: dihydrodiol dehydrogenase, tandem duplicate 1
Exons: 7
Coding region: 148-1152 (334 amino acids)
Molecular function (GO): nucleotide binding
Source: RefSeq, a predicted model, not a curated record
AGUGCUGCCGGCGCUGAAGCGAGACAGUUCAGUACAUUUCUUUCCCCCUGAAUGUGCAACCUUCUCCCAAGGUCACAGCUCUCCAGCAACUCAGAUCUUAACUGAAGCUCCACUCCGCACAUUUGUCGGCCUAACGUCUGAUUCAACAUGGCAACACGAUGGGGACUGUGUGGCGCCGGAAAGAUCAGCAAUGACUUCAGCGUGGCCGUGAAGACUCUGCCUCCCGGAGAUCACCAGAUUGCAGUGAUUGCAUCGAGAAGCUUGGAGCGCGCCAAAGAGUUCGCCAAGAAGCACGGUGUUCCUGAGGCUUACGGCAGCUACGAGGAGCUCGCCAACAACCCAGACAUCGACAUCGUGUACCUGGGGGUGUUGCACACGGAGCACUGGCGAGUCGGCCUGCUGUUCCUCAAUGCGGGAAAGAACGUCCUGUGUGAGAAACCUUUUGCCAUGAACUCCAGACAGGUGAAAGAGCUUGUCACGGCCGCGAAGAAAAACAAGGUCUUCCUGAUGGAGGCCAUCUGGUCCCGCUGUUUCCCCGUGCACGCCGAGGUGCGCAGGCUGCUGGCGGACGAGGUGGUCGGGGAGGUGAAGCUGGUGAAGGCCUACUUCGGCUCCCCCCAGCUCCACAUCCCCCGCUCGGUGGAGAAAGAGCUGGGAGGAGGAGCGCUGCUCGACAUCGGAGUGUACUGCCUGCAGUUUGUCCUCAUGGUGUUCAACGGAGAGAGGCCGGAGUCCAUCCAAGCCACGGGGGUGCUGCUUGACUCAGGAGUGGAUGAAUCUGUGGUGGUGGUGAUGAAGUUCUCCAGGAACAGGAUGGCCUUCUGCUCCUUUUCUAUCGCCGCUCGACUCCCGAAUGAUGCUGUCAUCAGCGGCACUGAGGGCUCCAUUAAAGUCCUCGGCCCUAUGCACUGCCCCACUACGCUGGUUGUGAAUGACGAGGAGACGGAGUACCCUCUCCCUGAGCCGGGCCUCCCUCUAAACUUCACCAACAGCACCGGGCUUUGCUACGAAGCAGAGGAAGUGAGGCAGUGCCUGCUGAAGGGACUUAAGGAGAGCCCACGGAUGCCUCUGGCUGAGUCCGUCUUACUGACGGAGAUCAUGGAUGAAAUCAGGAAGCAGGUGGGAGUUGUCUUCAGCCAGGACAGCCAGUGACAUCACUCCGGAGCCAAGCUGUUCCACCUGACCUGAAUCUGCUCAGGUGGAACAAAGGGAAGCCGCUCGAGGGAAGAUGCUGGAUCUUUGGCAAAAGCAGAUCACUAUUGGCUCUGUGUCACACGGCCCGAGCACACACAUGUUAUUCAGCUGUCACACAGUUAAAGAUACAACCAGUACAUUACUGGAGCAUGUAUGUCUACAGUUUGCUUACCAGUGUUUUCCUUUAUACAUUCUGUAUUCUCAAAUUAUAUUGAUUGUCUCCUGGAGGCUUAGUGCAGUAUAGGUCACAAACCCACCUUCUCCAUGUUAGCUGAUGGGACAUUGUCCCAAUUAUAAACUCAAAUGCAAAAUAAAUUACUUCCCUAA